AUGGACGAGUUUGAAGCUCCGGAUUUCAACGUCACGGAGGCACUGCUUGCGAAUGGUGUUAAUAUUUCGGCUUUGCCUGAGCUUGCGCCGCUUGUAGAGAGGUCGACGUUUAGUGGAUGCUCGAUUGCUUGCAACUCUUUGGAGAUCAUAUACGGUGACAACAAGCUCCUCGUCGAGGGCUCAUCGCCCUACGAUGCCUUCACGGGCGCAUACUGGUCGGCGAUGCAAGCUGCAGUCAACCCGCGCUGCAUCUUUAAGCCGACAUCAACCAUCGAAGUGUCCUCUCUCGUUCUCCUGUCGCGUUUGACGCAAUGUCCUUUCGCCGUGAAAGGUGGUGGCCAUGCAGCUUUCAGCGGCGCUUCAAACAUCGAUGGCGGUAUUACCGUCUCGAUGGAGAACUUCAAGAAAGUCGAAGUCUCUGCCGACAGGAAGACUGCUGACAUUGGACCCGGGAAUCGCUGGGUCGAUGUAUACACCACUCUCCAAAAGUUCGAUCUUGGUGUUGUUGGAGGUCGCAUGGCACCUGUUGGCGUACCAGGCCUCGUCCUCGGCGGUGGCAUCAGCUUCUUCUCCAACCUCCGUGGCUGGGCCUGCGACAACGUAGAAAGCUACGAGGUCGUCACAGCCUCCGGCCUCGUCGUCAACGCCACGCCCAAAUCUUACUCAGACUUGUACUGGGCGCUGCGAGGUGGUGGCAGUAACUUCGGUAUCGUUACUAACUUCAAACUUCAUGCCUUCCCCUUGGGCCAAAUGUGGGGCGGCCAGCGCAUUUACACCGAAAACGACUUCGCCGCCGUCCUCGAUGCAAUCUACAAAUUCGCCAAAACGGGGUCAGCGAAGGACACGGACGCUGCAGAAAUCGUGUCGUUUGGUAACAUCGCUGGCGUCGGGAAGAUUGCAAUCGUACAAACACAUUACGCCAAACCCGUCGCCAAUGCCUCUGUGUUCUCCGAUUUCUCCGUCCUGAAGCCGAUCGCAGACAAUACUGGGCUGGGAUCGCUUGCCGACAUGACCGUGAAGAUGAAUGAAGGCGCCGCAGACGGCCAGCGCCAAACACAAUGGGAUGUAACGCUGAAGCUCGACCGCGACUUGUUCACUUUCCUCAUAAACACUUUCUACACGCUUCUCCCCGAAGUGGCAGGUUUCGCCGGUGCUUUCCCCACGAUAUCGAUCCAAGCGAUAACCGAAGGCCAACUCGCCGGCAUGCAAAAGAACGGCGGUAACGCACUAGGCCUGAAUCCCUCCAAGGGACCAUAUUUCGUCAUGAAUAUGUCGUCGAGGUGGACGAACGCCGCCGAUGACGCUGCUAUAUUGAAGUUCUUCAGCACGAUUAUCAAGACGGUGAAGGCGGAGGCGCAAAGCAAGGGCCUGGACAAUGAGUACAUUUACAUGAACUAUGCAAGUCAGUUCAUGGAUCCGAUUAGCAGCUAUGGUGCGAAGAAUGUGGAUAGACUGAGGCGGAUCAGCAAGAAGUAUGAUCCGCAGCAGGUCUUCCAAAAACUGCAUCCGGGGCAUUUCAAGCUGGGUGGCAAGGCGCCGAACGCGAAUAUGCCAUAAGGAGGCGAAGUGUGUAUAAAGUGUAAAUAGAUAUACAGUAGUAUAAAAGUUAUUGAUAAUUUUUCUUCG
Molecule: messenger RNA, 1626 nt
Organism: Parastagonospora nodorum SN15
Lineage: Eukaryota; Fungi; Ascomycota; Dothideomycetes; Pleosporales; Phaeosphaeriaceae
Exons: 3
Coding region: 1-1557 (518 amino acids)
Molecular function (GO): oxidoreductase activity; FAD binding
Source: RefSeq, a predicted model, not a curated record